AUGACAAUCCAUACCAGCAGCGUCGACCAGCUCGUUUCCCGAAUCGAGGAGAGACUAUCCAGAAAGAGUCGUACAGUGAUUGCAAUUGCAGGAAUUCCUGGUGCAGGCAAGUCGACCUUGGUUCGUGAGCUUAUUGAUCAUUUAGGUUCCCAGGGUAUUCUUGCACAACUGUUGCCGCAGGAUGGUUACCAUUAUUACCGGGCUGAAUUGGCCAAAUUUGAAGAUUCAAACGAGGCAUUCAGACGAAGAGGCGCUCCAUUUACAUUUAACGUGGAGAGGUUUCUCUCGGCCAUAGAGAAGCUACAUAGUGGAGAAAUUGUGCUAGUUCCACUGUUUGAUCACAGCAAAAAGGAUCCUGUCGAGGACGAUAUUGUCAUCGGAACAGAUGUCAAGGUUGUUUUGGUGGAAGGAAAUUACGUUGGAUUGAAAGACGACCCAUGGUGUCGUAUAGGAGACCUUGCAGAUGAAUUAUGGUUAGUGAACACACCCACCACAUUGGUGAGGAAGAGAAUCAUUAAGAGGCAUUUGGACAGCGGAAUAGCAGAAAAUGAGGCAGAGGCUGUGGAGCGCGCUGAUGGACUGGACUGGCAGAAUGCACUUUAUGUGAUAGCCAACAACAGAGAGGCAGACGUAAUUGUGGAAAGAAAUUAA
Messenger RNA from Sungouiella intermedia, 651 nucleotides. Lineage: Eukaryota; Fungi; Ascomycota; Pichiomycetes; Serinales; Metschnikowiaceae. The record is from the annotation of a GenBank genome assembly.